Molecule: messenger RNA, 2284 nt
Organism: Zingiber officinale
Lineage: Eukaryota; Viridiplantae; Streptophyta; Magnoliopsida; Zingiberales; Zingiberaceae
Product: proline-rich protein PRCC-like
Exons: 2
Coding region: 632-2164 (510 amino acids)
Cellular component (GO): nucleus
Source: RefSeq, a predicted model, not a curated record
AAUUCACUCACAAUGUUUGACAAAAUCAAUGGGAAAAAAAAAAAAUUCAAAAUCAGUUUUUUUUUUUUCCGUUUAACCUAUAAAAUGAGAAGAACCCGUGGCCGUGACGGGCGAAUCAGUGGAGGGAAGAGGAGAUGACGAGGCGGCGCGAGCAGCUAGAGCAAGAGUAGUUACGCUUGAUCGUCCGGCUGACGGGGAGGCAGCAGAGCCACCAGGAGCUCUCGACGUCGGCGGCGAUGACGGCGCCGCCGCAGUAGGGGCAGCUCCCUGGCGCUUUCUCCGACCACAACUCCACCUCCUCCGCGCUGUAGACCCACCUCACCAAGCACAUCGAUACGUAUCGUCCUCGAUCUUCACGUUGCUUCUCGUAGCCCUUCCUCCCUUCCUCGAUCUCGUUAUUGUUUAUUUAUAGGGAGAGCAGAGCGGCCGGAGAAUUCCAGAGGGUUCUGUUCAUGCGACUCUGCGCAUACUUGGAAGAUUCCAGAACGCCGACGUGGAACGACCGCUGCAGGACGCUCAAAUUCCACGUGGUCGAAUUUGGAAAAGGACAAUUUGUGUCAUUUGGCCCAUUUAAACUCAAUCUAUUUGGGCCCAUUUAAGGGCCCAUAACCAAGGCAUAAACUUGGGGUCUAUGGCCGCCUCCGCGUGCACCCCUUGCCUUCCUUCCCUAUCGAUGGAUUCCUUGGUGGCCAACUACGCUUCCUCCGACGACGACGACGACGAAGACGAAGAGGAGCAAGGCGGAGCCGAAGGCGAGGAACAAGAUCCCGAUGUCUCCGCUUCCGCUGUAAAGUUUUUCCGAUUACCUCCUUCCAGAGCACCCUCCUCGUCUUCCGUCUUCUCUUCGUCUCUCCCUCCUCCCGGGUUGGCCUUCGUCCUGCCUCCCUCCUCUUCGUCUUCCGUCUUCUCGUCUCUCCCUCCGCCCAGAUCCCUCCCUUCGGAUAUUGUACCCAGUCAUCUUGGCGAAGUAGAUGGCGAGGAGGACACCACCCCUUCUUCUACCUCCUUCAAAGCUCCGAGAUCGGUCUUUUCGGCGCUUCCUCCUCCCAAGCUCCCGUCACCCUCUUUACGUUCUAGUUCCCUCCGUCUUGGCGAAGAAGACGACCAUGAGGAAGAGAAAAGCAGGGUAUUUUCCACGGGAAAGCCUUCCUCUACCCCGUUCGCAUCUCAAAAUUUGAAAUUUUCGUCAAUUCCUCCGCCUAAGAAGUCGUCCUCUUCUUCAUUGUUUUCUACCAUUCCGCUUCCAAAGUCCGAAAAAUUGGGUCCCGAAAAGUCCAUGAAUACCUCCUCUUCUGAUCUAAACCCUAAUAGGGGUGUCCAAUUUAAACUCCCUCCUAACCCAUCUGCGCUGAACAGUGGGAAAUUUGAUGAUGAGGAGGAGGAUGUCAAAGGGAGGAGCAACGUGAAGGACUCCUCUUCUAGUGUUCCAAAGGCCUCAUCCUCGUUGUCUUUUUCAUGGCUUCCUGCCCCAAAAAAUACUUUCGGGUCAGUGCCUUCUUCGGGCUCAGCUUCGUCAAGGAGAUCCAUCGUGGACACAGAUGUCAGUGCGGACAAUUCUGGUGGUUUUGCCUCUGUGCACGAGAGUAGUUCUGUAGGGUCCGGGGACUAUCAGGCUUACAAUGGUGGUUGGAUUGCUGCACCUACUGAAAGUGCCAACGAUGAGACAGCAUAUAUGAGUAUUUCAAAUAAUGGCGCUGUUGGUUGGGAUCAAACUGGGGCGGAAGGAGCAGCUUAUUCAGGAUUUGAUGAUAAUGUUGCUACUUCGUAUUGGGAUCCAAGUUAUGGAGGAGCUACUGAAUAUGGGAGUUACCAGGGGAAUUGGUCUGAAUCCACUGCUGCAGAUACAUCUGAUGUUCCAGACAUCGGGAAGAUUGCUGGUAAGAGAGGGAGGAAUGAGAUUCCUACGGAAAUUAUGGAGGUGAAGCAAGAUGAGUUGAUGAAAAACAGACCUAGGCAGGACCAGACUAAGCUGACUGGGAUAGCUUUCGGGCCAUCUUACCAGCCUACUUCUUCGGGCAAGGGGAAGCCCACAAAGUUGCAUAAGAGAAAGCAUCAGAUUGGGUCACUGUACUUCGACAUGAGGCAGAAGGAAAUGGAACUCGCAGAACGCCGUUCCAGGGGUCUUCUCACCAAAGCAGAAACGCAGGCCAAGUAUGGUUGGUGAUCAUUGUUCUUCCUUAGAUAUGAUCUUUAAGAAUGAAUGUUGGUUAAACGCUUGCUGCUUUUACGACAGUGUGCUGCUUUUAUGCAAACAUGUUUGAAAAAACAAAAGUAUUUUAGUUCA